CAACUCAUCUUCAACACGUAUCAACUCUAACAAUCUUACACGUACAUACAAGAGUACAGAAGAAACCACGUGUGCUGUAUAUAUAUAUAUAGAGAUCACGCCGCGCAUUCAAGCCAUGUUUAUCUGAAGUUCAACCACAACUUUCUAAGCAGAGAAAGGAAGAAACUAAUUUCUCCAUAUGCUGAGCUGAUGUGCUUAAUUCUUAUUUCUGAGAGCAGGAUGGGCAUACUUGUGAUUUUGUUGCUCACACUUUUGCCUGGGCUGUUUAUGGCUGAUUUGACAGAGAAUUUAGCUCUUUGGGCCAAUGCUGUGCAGUCCUCUAUGGGUGACCCACAAGGAGAUGCACAACAUGCAGUAGAUGGCAACAGAAACCCAGAUUUCUACAAGGACUCAUGCACUCAAAGUCUAAUUCAGAGUGAUCCCUGGUGGAGAGUGGACCUCACAAAUAACUACAAUAUAACCAAGGUUACUAUCAUUCAACGUGAAGACUGUUGCAAAUGGCAAAUAGUAGGAGCUCAGAUUCGUAUCGGUAACAGCCUGGACAAAAACGGAAAUAACAAUGAGCUGGCUGCAACUGUUUCCACAGAUCCUCCUGUCACACAAACUUUUGAGUUUAAGCCUAUUAAUGGGCAAUAUGUCAACAUUUAUCUACCUGGGAACCAAAAGGUCCUCAGUCUGUGCGAAGUUGAGGUAUUUGCAGAAAAGGAGAAUUUAAAUCCUACUUGUGUUCCAAGAAAUCUUGCUCUUGGAGCCAAAGCUGUCCAAUCAUCCGCAUAUAAUAAUAUAGGAGUUGCCCAAAAUGCUAUAGAUGGUAAUAGUCAGUCAAAUUACAUGCUUAGGUCAUGCACUCACACUCAAAUUGAGAAUGAUCCCUGGUGGAGGGUUGACUUGCUGGAAGUCUACAGUGUAACCAAAGUUACCAUCACUAAUCGUGGAGACUGUUGUGAAGAGCGGAUAGAAGGUGCUCAGAUCCGUAUUGGCAACAGCCUGAAAAAUAAUGGCAACGACAAUGAGUUGGCUUCAACAGUUUCAUCCAUCCCAUCUGGAGGCACAAAAACAUUUACGUUUAAGCCUAUUAAGGGGCAAUAUGUCAACAUUUUUCUUUCAGGACGGAAUAAAAUUCUCACUCUGUGUGAGGUUCAGGUAUUUGCAGAUUAAUUUGGACAAAAUGAAGUAAAACCAAGUCCAGUGAUAAAAGAAGAAAAGACAGGAAAAAACAUAAAGAAAGGAUUUUCAAAACAAUACGAAACAUUUAUUUUCAGAUCGUAUUAAAUGCAUAUCAGAUUUCUAUUUUUUUGCAUCAACGUACUGUCAGUAGACCUAAAGGAAAUUAAAAAAAUCUGUAAACAUCUACUCACCAUCAUGCUGUUCCAAACUUUAAUUUAAAUGUGAUAUUUGGGUUGGAUUACUUACUUUAUGGUACACUUUUCGCCUCCAUUUUGUAGCUUGGUCUACUUGCAUGGUUAUGGAAAACAGUAGCCUGGACAUUCUGCUAUGUAUCUUUUUUGUGUUUCAUUGAAGAUUGAUUGGGGAUUUUCAGUGCCAGUAAGCUGAGUAGAUGAUGUCAUUUUCUUGGUAAACUUUCCCUUUAAAAUGCACUUUUAAUAUUUAAGAGCUAUUUCAGUGAACAUUCAAUAAAUGUUUUAAUCUUUAAAACACA
Messenger RNA from Myxocyprinus asiaticus (Chinese sucker), 1660 nucleotides. RefSeq lists its product as uncharacterized. Lineage: Eukaryota; Metazoa; Chordata; Actinopteri; Cypriniformes; Catostomidae. The coding region runs from base 190 to 1158 and encodes 322 amino acids. The record is from RefSeq and is a predicted model, not a curated record. The transcript is spliced from 8 exons.